Molecule: messenger RNA, 2112 nt
Organism: Knipowitschia caucasica
Lineage: Eukaryota; Metazoa; Chordata; Actinopteri; Gobiiformes; Gobiidae
Source: the annotation of a GenBank genome assembly
AUGGCGGGGGACCGGGACCAGCAGGUGCGCCACAUGGCUGGUUUUCCUCGCUCCAUGUAUCCGUUCAGCUUUAACUCCAUGAGAGGCCACUCCCCCUUUGACCUGCUCGCCAGCGCACACCUGUUCGGCCGCUUCGGAGCCGACCUGCCCAAGGAGAUGGCCGCGCUAUCUUUAUCUGUGUCUGAUACAGGAGCUGGAGGGAGCACUCAGCCUGAGGGGGGGGGGGGCACCCACAAAGGCUGGAGGAGCGGGGAAAGUAUUCAGGACCAAGACAUGUACAUGACUAGUCUGUCUGAUCAUAGUGAUAGAGGUAGGAGAGGGGAGGAGAUGGGAGGAGAGGAGAGAGAGGAGAGAGAGGAGAAGAAAGUAUUCGGGACCAAGUCCAAGAUGGCGGCGCUGCGGCUCGGUUACGGGUGCGUUUGUUUCGCCUCUUGCUGCACGAAAACCAGGGAAACACUGUGUUCCCGUUUGGGCCAAUCCCACGCCCUGCCCUCCCCCUCCAGGCUCCUCCCCCUCCAGGCUCCUCCCCCCCCCACUAGCCCCACCCCUCUGUGGACUGGCUCCUGCUCCUCAGUGAGAGAGGCCUCAGAGCCGGCCAGGGGGCAGAGCACUCAGAGAUCUUGUAGACCAGCUCCAGACCAAGCUCCAAACCAGGUUCAGACUUUGAGGACUUCAGCUGGGAUCAUGUUUGACUGCAUGGAGGCUUUGGGUCUGGCUCGCCCCCUUUUCGACGUCCCGGGACAGGGCUCGUGUAUGCUGGCCAAGGCAACUCCAUAUUUCUCAAGCCUGGAUCACUAUGCAUGGACUGGACCAAGCAGUAACAGCCUCCAAUCCGUGGAGACCCAGAGCACCAGCUCGGAGGAGAUGGUCCCCAGCUCGCCCUCCCCUCCUCCCCCUCCACGAGUGUACAAGCCCUGCUUCGUCUGCCAGGACAAGUCGUCUGGGUAUCACUACGGGGUCAGCUCCUGUGAGGGCUGCAAGGGGUUUUUCCGCCGCAGCAUCCAGAAGAACAUGGUCUACACCUGUCACCGCGACAAGAACUGCCAAAUCAACAAAGUGACCCGGAACCGCUGCCAGUACUGUCGGCUGCAGAAGUGCUUCGAGGUCGGCAUGUCCAAAGAAGCGGUGCGGAACGACAGAAACAAGAAGAAAAAGGAGGUGAAGGAGGAGGUGGUGGUUCCGGAGAGCUACGAGCUGAGCGGAGAGCUGGAGGAGCUGGUGAACAAAGUCAGCAAGGCUCACAGAGAGACCUUUCCAUCGCUGUGCCAGCUGGGGAAGUACACCACGAACUCCAGUGCAGACCAGCGCGUGCAGCUGGACCUGGGUCUCUGGGAUAAGUUCAGUGAGCUCUCCACCAAAUGCAUCAUAAAGAUUGUAGAGUUUGCCAAGCGCCUGCCGGGCUUCACCACACUGACCAUCGCCGACCAGAUCACCCUGCUCAAGUCGGCCUGCCUCGACAUCCUGAUGUUGAGGAUCUGCACACGCUACACUCCGGAGCAGGACACCAUGACCUUCUCCGAUGGCCUCACGCUCAACCGCACGCAGAUGCACAAUGCCGGCUUCGGGCCCCUCACUGACCUGGUGUUCGCCUUCGCAACACAGCUGCUGCCGCUGCAGAUGGACGACACAGAGACCGGCCUCUUGAGCGCCAUCUGCCUCAUCUGCGGAGACCGGCAGGACCUGGAGGAGCCAGAAAAAGUGGACAGACUCCAGGAGCCGCUGCUGGAGGCUCUGAAGAUCUACACACGACGCAGACGACCAAACAAACCACACAUGUUCCCACGCAUGUUAAUGAAGGUGACCGACCUGCGCGGGAUCAGCACCAAGGGAGCAGAGCGAGCCAUCACUCUGAAGACCGAGAUCCCUGGGCCCAUGCCGCCGCUCAUCAGGGAGAUGUUGGAGAACCCUGAGGCCUUCGAGGACAGCUCCGACUCUGGGGAGAGCAGCACCACGACUACCCCUGGUCCUCCUCCAGCCAUUCAGGCCAUCAAGCAGGAGGACAGACCCACAGAGGAGGAGGAGGAUGAGGAAGAGGAUGACGACGAAGAGGACUUCUGGGAGGAAGAGAGGGACCGGGAGAGAGCCGAGAGCGACGCAGAGAGCCAGCAGUGA